Microcebus murinus (gray mouse lemur) is the source of this 1544-nucleotide messenger RNA. RefSeq names its product kallikrein related peptidase 6 (gene KLK6). The record is from RefSeq and is a predicted model, not a curated record. Gene Ontology annotation, biological process: proteolysis. Gene Ontology annotation, molecular function: serine-type endopeptidase activity. NCBI's taxonomy places the organism in Eukaryota, Metazoa, Chordata, Mammalia, Primates, Cheirogaleidae. Gene Ontology annotation, cellular component: secretory granule.
GGCAGGGGUGGGGGCCAGUUUGGUGACACACGCUCUCGCUAGCUGGCUGGCUUGCUCGCUCCUGGGGACAUAGAGGUCGUCAGCACACACAGAGGCCGCACGGGCAGUCCCUGCAGCCCGGGGUGCGGACGCCCCUUGCCUGCCGCAGGCGCUCUGCUGCUGCACCCGAGGCCUCCGCUCGCGGUCCCCGCAGCUGCCCGCAUUUCUGACUCGGUCUCCCUGGCUCGGAGCUGUCCUCCCCCAACCCCGCCGCAGGCAGCGGCCUUCAGCAGGACCGUCAUGAGGAGGCUGAUCGCUGCGCUGGUGCUGGUGGCUGCAGCCUGGGCUGAGGAGCAGGAAAAGGUGGUGCAGGGCGGCCCGUGCGAGGAGACGUCCCACCCCUACCAGGCUGCCCUCUACACCUCGGGCCACUUGCUCUGCGGCGGGGUCCUCAUCCACCCACUGUGGGUGCUCACAGCUGCCCACUGCAAAAAACCGAACCUUCAAGUCUACCUGGGAAAGCACAACCUUCAGCAGAGAGAGAGUUCCCAGGAGCAGAGCUCUGUUGUCCGGGCUGUGACCCACCCCGGCUAUGAUGCGGCCACCCAUGACCAGGACAUCAUGCUGCUCCGCCUGGCACACCGGGCCAAGCUCUCUGAACACAUUCAGCCCAUUCUCCUGGAGAAGGACUGCUCGGCCAACCACACCAGCUGCCACAUCCUGGGCUGGGGCAAGACGGCAGACGGUGAUUUCCCUGACACCAUCCAGUGUGCAUACAUCCACCUGGUGCCCCGUGAGGAGUGUGAGCGUGCCUACCCCGGCCAGAUCACCCAAAACAUGGUGUGCGCUGGGGACGAGAAGCACGGGAAGGAUUCCUGCCAGGGUGACUCCGGGGGUCCGCUGGUAUGCGGAGACCGCCUCCGAGGCCUUGUAUCCUGGGGCAACAUCCCCUGUGGUUCAAAGGAGAAGCCAGGAGUCUACACCAACGUCUGUAGAUACAACAAUUGGAUCCGAAAAAUCAUCCAGGCCAACUGACCCUGACUUGUGACAUCUGACUUUUGGCCUACGACCCCACUGGCUGGCUCCAGAACAUUCCCACCAAGACCUUGCCUUCCCUCCCCACCUGCCCAGAUCUGACCCUGAUGCUGAAUAAAGGCAGUGACACAAGAGCACGAAUGCUCCCUGAUUUCGCCCCAGCCCCAUCCUUGCAGGGCUGGGGUGAGCGAGGACAUAGGCCAAGCUCUUCCCCCACCACUAAGAGAACACAGGAAAAUCCCUUCUAAGCAUCUCCCCUCCCUGAUUGUUCCAAGGGUUUGCUUUCUUCCUACAGAGGAGUGGCCACAAGUCUGGAACUCCAGCUCUGCCCCUUGCUAUCCUUAGGAAGUGCCUUUAGGAAGUACCUCCCUUCACCGCAUAGAUUUUCUUAUCUAUAAAAUUAGGAUAAGGAUAAUAUUAUUCUUCGUAAGGCGGUGGCUGUUGGGAAGAUUCCAAUUUUCGAACGUGUGAAAUAUGUAGAACAGUGCCUGGCCCACCAGGUGCUCAAUAAAGAGUGAAUUUUAUUAUGA